Molecule: messenger RNA, 1307 nt
Organism: Vigna angularis (adzuki bean)
Lineage: Eukaryota; Viridiplantae; Streptophyta; Magnoliopsida; Fabales; Fabaceae
Product: SNF1-related protein kinase regulatory subunit beta-1
Exons: 4
Coding region: 281-1135 (284 amino acids)
Molecular function (GO): protein binding
Source: RefSeq, a predicted model, not a curated record
UCUCUAUUUCUCCUUCUGCAAAGUCCAAACAGAACACAGCGUCAGAUCAGACUCAGACAGGAGAAGUUGAUAAGAACAAACAACGAAACCGUUUCUAUUUUCUUCACUCCUUCUUCCUCUCUCCACUCUCACUCGCGCAAUCUCAAUCCUCGUUCCGUUGUUUACUUCUCGUGCGCAUUGCAUUGCAUUGCUUUCUUUCACAAAACGACGACGACGCCACCACGCACCGUUUCGUUUUCCCUUCACUUUCCGUCGUUUGCUUCGGCAAAUAGCAUAUCGCAUGGGAAACGCUAACGGCAGAGAAGACGGAUCCAUUACCGCCACCGCCGAUCCCCCCGUCGCCGAAACCGUCGUAGCUGUAGCUCACGCGCCGGAUUCCCAUCCUCCUGUUCGCGCCUUCUCCUCCGAUUCAAUGGCCAAUAGUCCGCCUCAAAGUCCUCGCCGCUCUAGAUCGCCGAUCCUCUUCGGUCCUCAGGUUCCUCUAGCUCCAUUACAAAGAGGUAACGGCCCUCCUUUUCUCAAUCAAAUGUGGCAGAAUGAGCCUCAUGGUAUCGUCAAUCAACCUCCUGAGCACGGGAUCCCUGUCAUGAUUACAUGGAACUACGGUGGUAAUAACGUAGCUGUUGAGGGAUCCUGGGAUAACUGGACCUCUAGAAAGGCACUGCAGCGAGCUGGCAAGGAUCACUCAAUCUUAUUAGUCCUUACACCAGGAAUAUAUCAUUACAGGUUCAUUGUUGAUGGUGAAGAGAGAUUUAUUCCUGACCUUCCUAAUGUAACUGACGAGAUGGGACAUGUCUGCAAUCUUCUUGAUGUUAAUGAUUAUGUGCCAGAAAACCCUGAUGGCGUGUCUGAGUUUGAAGCACCACCUUCCCCCGAAUCCAGUUAUGGUCAAGCAUUUCCAGCUGAAGAGGACUUUGCAAAGGAGCCAAUGUCUGUUCCUUCGCAACUGCAUCUUACUGUCCUAGGUAUGGAGAACUCUGAUGUAGGUUCCUCUUCCAAGCCCCAACAUGUAGUGCUAAAUCACGUCUUCAUAGAGAAAAAUUUGGCCUCAAAGUCUGUUGUUGCCCUUGGACUGACUCACAGAUUCCAGUCCAAAUAUGUGACAGUUGUCCUUUACAAACCACUCAAGAGGUAAAUAUGUGACGCUUGUCAAUUAUAUAAAACUUUUUGUUUUUUUGGUAGCCUCAGUCUGUAAAGAUAAAUUUUUUAAAUAAUAGUCCUGACAGGCGGUAUAUGAAAGUCCUGUGUCUAUAGAUACGCUCGAGACUUCUGUUCGGAUUUAUAAAUUUAACCUUUUGUUUUUUUCA